CCUUUUUUGAGAGGGAGAGGGUGGGGUUUCCCCUUCCUCGUGUCCUCAGACCUGAGUCUGGGUCCCCGGUGAUUGGGUGUCGUCUCCCUGUCGGUGACUGCGUUGGUCCUGGUCCCCGAGCUGAACCACUCGGAACGCUCCCGCUCCAAGUGAGAGACCUUCCACCGAAAGCCCGGCGAUGGAUCAGCACAAGUACCGCGCGGCGGGCGUCCAGGAGAAGCUGGAGAUCGUCGGGGUGGAGGACGAGGCCGGGAACCCCAUCAGCGCCCUGACCAUCCUGUCCCUGCUGGAGCGCGUGGCCGGCAUCAUCGACAACGUCCAGUCCUGCCAGCAGCGCAUGGAGGAGCGUCAGCUGGACCUGGAGAGCAACAUCAAGACCAUCCAGGGCGACGUCCUGAAACUGGCCAAGGACCACACCGACACCAGCUGCACGGUGGAGAAGCUCCUGCAGAAGACCCGCAAGGUCAGCGCCAACGUGAAGGAGGUGCGGACGCGCGUGGAGAAGCAAAACGUCCGCGUGAAGAAGGUUGAAACCACGCAGGACGAGCUGCUGACCCGCAACAAGUUCAGAGUGGUCAUCUACCAGGGCGAGGCCGAGGUCCCAUCAGUCGCCGUCACCAAAUCUCCCAAAGGAUGCGGCCUGGAAGGGCUGGAGAUGGAGCCCGACUCCUACGACGUGCCCCUCGACCUCUCCUCGGACGAGGAGUACCUGAGCGUGGAGGAGGCCGACCCCUCGCGAGCCGCCCGCAUCAAGAAAUCAGUGGCAAAGAGCACCGAGACCCUGAAGGCCGCCUUCUCCAAGGAGAACAUGAACAAAACCAAAGGCAGCCUGGGGACCAAGUUCCACAACCUGGGCGAGAAGGUCAUGCCGCCGGAGCGGCGGGACCGGAUGCACCAGGCCGGCGAGCGGCUGAAGCAGUCCGGCGAGCGGCUGAAGGAGAACAUCGCCAAGAAGGCGCCCAACAAGGAGACCUUCCGCAUCAAGCUGAAGAAGGAGAGGGCCGUCGCCGAGGGGCAGGAGGGCGCCGAGGGCGAGCUCCAGGGCCCGGCCGCCGCGGAGGAGAAGCCGGUCCCCUACACCGAGGUCGCCAUGGAAACCAAGAGAGAGGGGCCGGUGGAGGAGGCCGGCGCCACCCGGAAAGGGGAGGAGGAUUACGGGAAGUAGAUCGGAAGGGAGGAGGAACAUCGGAGGAACGCACGCGAUGCCGAGCGCUUAGAGGGAGGCUCUCUGAUUGGUCGACGUCGAUGACGGACACUUGGCUAUUUUUGUUCUGGAAAUCAAAUCUGUUUUCACGGUGUUGACUCAAGUCACUUUACUCCGUCAGAGUUUAUCCGCUGACGGUGUUUUCAAACAGAAAUCCCGUUUAGAUUGUGUGCGACCAAAAGGUCAGGGGUUUGAGAUGGUGACCGGGGUCAACGGGGUCACCGUGCAGGUGCUGGAAGGAAAAGGAAUGGUUGCAAAGGGAGACGAUGAAGGUUGAACUUUGACCUGGAUGUACAUGUGAUGUGGAACGAGGGAACUACAGAUCAAAUGACGGUGGAACAGAACGUGGUCGGUUCGGGCCUCAGCAGCCUCUGAAGCACACGAAGAACAAGACAAAGUGCACAGCCUGGGCCUCAGUUACCCAGCAUUCAUUGCACCGAAACGGGGAAACGUGAGUUGGUCACGCAGGACGUAAUAUGGGUUAGCGGUUAGCGCAUUAGCAUUAAAUAGUCACGACAAGAACAGACUGCUGAGUCCGUUGAGUUUAUUUUCAAAGCGAACUUUCAACAACAAAUCAUUAUUAUUAAUUACAUCCAAGAUUUAGAUAAAGAUAGAGCCUAUAGAAACAAGAUCAGAAUAAAGAGGUGAAUUCAGUGCAGUGAAAUACGUUUAAUUGAAUAAAAUAAAGUGGCCAGUUCUGACCUGUCAAAUGUCAUGAAAACACACAUCCUCAAAGUCUGUGUUUUAUUUUCUGAUUGCAUCACGUCUGCUUCCUUCAUUUCACACUCAUUUGGUGUCUUUGGAACCGUUUUCACUGGAAUCCUAAUAAGGUUCUGCUGGGUUUGUGUGUCCGGUCCCGCUUCCAUGGAGCUGCAGGCGAUGGACCUCUGACGCUUCUCUUUUCUUCUUUCUUCAUGUCCAGUGUAGCUGCUUUAUAUUCAUAGUUUCUGUCAUUGUGUUUUGUCUUAAUCUGCACUUCCUGUUUGGCUUCAGACUGGUGUUCAGUUUAUUUGACCUGGUGAGUGAGGAUGCAUCUUCCAUAACAGUUAUUUGUCAUUUACAAUCAUCUCAAUCCAGGUUUAUUGCAUUCUAUUGAAAAACAGCUGUGGUGUCAUUUAACCUUUUGUUUUUCUAUAAAUAAAGUUCUCAUGAAACCUG
Messenger RNA from Pungitius pungitius (ninespine stickleback), 2362 nucleotides. RefSeq names its product caveolae associated protein 4a (gene cavin4a). The transcript has 2 exons. The coding region runs from base 179 to 1165 and encodes 328 amino acids. Gene Ontology annotation, cellular component: caveola; cytoplasm. Gene Ontology annotation, biological process: regulation of gene expression. Lineage: Eukaryota; Metazoa; Chordata; Actinopteri; Perciformes; Gasterosteidae. The record is from RefSeq and is a predicted model, not a curated record.